Messenger RNA from Synchiropus splendidus (mandarinfish), 10226 nucleotides. RefSeq names its product NXPE family member 3-like. The record is from RefSeq and is a predicted model, not a curated record. Bases 6845 to 8554 code for a protein of 569 amino acids. Lineage: Eukaryota; Metazoa; Chordata; Actinopteri; Syngnathiformes; Callionymidae. The transcript is spliced from 6 exons.
ACGAAGGAGCAGUGUUUCUCCUCUGGCUUUAAUACAUCGUGACUGUCAUGUGUUUCAAUAAACAGCACACAAACAGCGAUCAUAGCGUGAGCAUCAAGACGUCCGUUCACACGUUUAUUUCGAGUUGACUGUGGAGACAGACGUCAGAGUUAGAAACUAUUCUUCUUCAAUCAGUUCCAGAACAACCGUCAGGGAUGAUGAAAUGCGGCGCUGGUCGCGUCUCUCAGCAGCACCGAGCAGGUCUGUAGAUCAGAGGACUCAACGGCAGCAGCUACAGAUAGAACAUGAGAUAUAACAUGUUACACUUGUCCAAACCAGAUGGACCAUAAACACUGCAAAUGACAGUGAAUCGACUAUUUCUCUGUCUGAUAAAUGCUAGCGCAUGUUAGCCACGGAUGUUAGCCGCUCGUGGCUAAUGACGGCGCAAAAACGUGAUAAACGCAAUAAAAUGACUAACGGACACUUACACAUUUGUUAUCAUCUCCAAAAUAAGCUCCCCGCAUUUGAUAACACACCCCAGACCCGCAUUAAGCACAAAGAAUGCCUUAAAGGCCUUAUUAGCAUCGGCCAGCUAAAUGUUCACUGUACGCUUCGACAGUGCAGUAUGACAAACAACAGACAAACAUCCAUAACUGUGUUACAGUGUGAGCAAGUGAUUUUCACUGGCAAUCAUUUUAUUGAAAAACUAUUUUCACCAUACACAAAGUAUAUCUAUCCUGUUUUAGCACUGCAGUUCACUUGUUUUGCUGCAAACAUAUAUACAAAUACACUUAUAUACAAACAACAAGCAUAUAGACAUUUGUUUAAUGAUUUGCCAACGCAACAGAGACAGCGGUGAACACAAAAUUGACUUACAAGUCGAGUAGAAACAUGGCCACUUCAGAAUCACGAGAAAAUCCUUUGGCAGCUCUCAGUUUUCUCCAGGCUGCAUCUUUGUUGACUCUUGUCAGAGAUCUUGCUCUGUGGGUUUCAUGCUUUCUCUUCUUGGACUCCUCACUACGAACUCUUGCUUCUGCCACGUGUAAAUUGAAGUCAGCUCGUUGCCCGAGGUAGCCCUGCCCCUUUGCCGUAAAGUGUUGCGUUGGGGGUGGAGUUGGGGCUGUGACGCCACUCUCAGAACACGCCUCAGGCGGCCCGCCAGGGGAAAGUUACAUACUCCAAGGGAGUGUUUAACAGAGAGCUGGAGGGUCUGACUCCGGGACUUUGGACUGUUCAAAAUGAAACCUGUCAUCUCAGGAAAUCUGAAAAUAAUCUAUUUAUGUCCAAGUCCUACACGUUGCCGCUUUAAGGGUGAGAGGCUGGGGAAAGCAUUAUGGCAAUAAGAGGUCCUCACAGAAAUACUGAACCAAAAGUGUGUGAGUUUGGUUCAGUCCUUUGUGUGUUGCUAAUCUUCAGUAACUUUUGAUCUUUACUGUCUAUUCUCCAGAGUAAUCUAGCUGUCUUGGUGACAGCUACGUUUUCAUGAAAACCAUCAUGCACAAUGCAGGUAUUCCAUUUUCUAUGUCAGUGAGUUUUUCACUCUUUCUAUUGCUGUGUACACUCUUCUUAGUGUGGUUGUAGCAUAUGGUUGAUAGAAGUUCCCUCUCUUUCUCUCCUCCUCCUCAUCAUGUGUUAUUUCGAACAGUCUUUGCAAAUGAUCAAGUAGCAGUCCAAUUCUGGCUCUAAACAUGACUUGUUUGUUUCUCUACUAGCUCAGGGAAUUUCAGAAUUAAGAAUUGUGUUUUUCUAAGAAUAUAUAAUUUGUACAAACAGUCUUUCUAUUAUAUUUGAGAAAUAAGGUAAAUAAUAUUGGUGUCCAAUUACUCAUGUACUUCUUUGUGCAGGGGCUUGACCUUUGCGAUCUUCAUCCUUUGCAGAAAUGUUGCAGAUUGUAGAGAGACAUUAUGGUUGUACAGUGGAUGUAAAAACCCGACACACCCCAGUUCAAAUGCCAGGUUUUCCUGAAGUAAAAAAAUGACAGCAAACAAAUAAUUUCACAUUUUCCACCUUUAAUGUCACCUGUUGCCUGUACCAAUGUCAGUGAAAAACAAACUAAACCCUUUAGAGGGAGAAAAAUAGAAAAUAAAAAACUUAAAAUAAACUGGUUUGGUUUUUUGUAGAAGCACUUUUGGCUUUUAUUUCAGCAUUCAGUCUUUUUGGGUGGGAGAAUAUCAGUGUCGCACAUCUUGAUGUGGCAAUACUGACCCACUCUUCUUUGUAGAUGCAGCUACGAAAAUGUCAAGAAAAAGCCUACUAGAGCAGCUGAACUUUAUUUGGGGUUGAUCGGAGGCACUUUACAUGGUGACAGGUGUGUGCUGGCUCCAGUUUCACAUGAGUUUGAAUGUAAUUGGUCAAGUCUGAACACAGCUGCAUCCCAGUUGUAAAAGGUUGUGCACACUUAGGUGACCGCAUUAUCUCAGUAGUUUAUCUUUACUGCACCUACCUGAAAGGUUUCAGUUUGUUUUUCACUUGACUUGUGUAGGUCAUAUUGGCAAUGUUCCAUCUAAUUUUUCAUUUGUCUGAGCAAACACACAAAGUCAACUGGUCAUCUGGACCACUGUGAGUGACCUGUCGUUGGCUGUGGCGGCGGCUGUAAUUGUUUUUAGCGUUUAAAAGAUGUAUUAAAAAAUAUUUACAAUUUGCACACAUUGAGGAAUGUACAGCAGCAUAGAGUUGCCAUUAAAAAAUAAAUAAAUAUAUCAUGUAAUUACGUGAUGCGUCCGUAUUAUGUAAUAACGUGAUAGUGAUACUGAGUUGGAAAAGUCCGCCGAAGAACACCUUUGAGUACUCAAAUGUUCGCCCGCAUCCAAAUCUGGCUCCGCAAGCAACCUGUCUACUCGAAGGAUGCUACCUGCUACCAAACAGUAGUUCACAGAGUGUUUCCGGGUCUAUAUAUCAUGUAAAAACGUAAUACUGAGCUAUCACGUUUUUACAUGAAACUGAUGCAUCUCAUUUUUACAUGAUUCUGCGCAAUCACGUUAUAACAUAACACGGAAGCAUCACGUAAUUACAUGCUAUGAGAGUUUCAUGAAAUAACGUGACAACUGAUUUAUUUAUUUAUUUAUUUAAAUGGCAGCUCUACGCUGACGUAGGAAUGGAACAUGUGUGAAAUGUAAAAAUAAAAUAGAAAUAAAAGCCUUUCAAUUGUCUUUGAUUUGUAUAGAUUCUUUACAUAUCUGUUCAACAGAAUCAUAAUGUUAUGUAUUCACAAUAUAUCAGAAUCAGAAUCAGAAUUUAAUUUAUUGCCAUAGUCAGUGGGGAGCCCACCAACUAGGAAAGUGUUUUGGAAUAAAGUGCUGACAAAAAAAAAAAAAAAAUAAACGUUUAAAAAAAUAAAAUAAAAUAAUAAUAAUAAAAUAACAACAAGGCUGUUCACGAAUUCAGCAAUCUGACGGCCGAGGGGAAGAAGCUGUUCCUGUGACGGGAGGUUCUGGUCUGGAUGGACCGUAGCCUCCUGCCAGAGGGAAGUGGAACAUGGGCGUUGAGCUCCAGGUUGUUGUGGCUUCACCUCCCUCCUGUAAGCCGACUCAUCUCCGUCUGUGAUGCACCCGAUGAUGGUGGUGUCAUCCGCAAACUUGAUCAGCUUCACUGACUGGUGGCUGGAUGUGCAGCAGUUAGUGUACAGAGAGAAGUGCCAUGGAGAGAGAACACAGCCCUGAGGAGACCCGGUGUUGAGGGUCCGGGUGUCGGGAGACAGUCGUCCCCAGCCGCACACGCUGACUCCGGCUGGUCAGGAAGUCUGUCAUCCAUCUGCAGAGGGAGUCAGGCACGUUGAGCUGGCGAAGCUUACAGACGUCAGUGCCACCAGUCUGUAAUCAUUCAGUCCUGUGAUCCUGGCCUUCUUGGGAACAGGAAUAAUAGUGGAGGACUUAAAGCAGGCAGGACCAUGACAGGACACCAAGGAAGCAUUGAAGAUGUCCGUGAACACUGGAGCCAGCUCAGUAGCACAAUGCUUCAGGAUGGUAGGAGAAACUCUCUGUCCAGACCCGGAGCCUUCCGAAGGUUCAGCCUCCUGAACUGAGUGAGCACGUCCUGCUCCAUGAUGUCAAGAGAAAGAGGGGGGAGGUGAGGAGGUGAGGGGGUGGCUCAUCAAAAGUGACUGUGAUCGACUUUGCUGUCUCAGUGACAUCGUUCGUGUUGGUGCAAAAAGGUUGCUCAAAGCGACAAUAGAAGUUGUUCAGAGUGACCACCUUCAGCCCUCUCCACACCGCAGCGGAGUCAUUGGCUGAGAACUGCCGCGUAGGUUUCUAUAUGAACGUAUGAAUCUGCCUGUUGUGAGACUUGUGAGUCGUGAGAUUUUGUCCACUUGAGGCCACCGUAUUCUGUGACUGCUCAUCAUGGAACAGUGAACCUGUGUGGAUCAGGUUAAAAUGGACAAGGAACAGGUUUCUUCCACUGACUACGCAGUUAAUUUCCUGACUAGCCUGAAGUCUCUGUAUUGUAGUCUGAAACCUGCACUGCAACGAUUCUCUCUCCUUUUCGGAACUCCGCCGCACCGAUUGGCUCAGUGCAUGUGCAUAUUUUGACCAACCAAGAGUGACUUUAAGAGAAAACAGCUUUUAAACAUCAGCCAGCUCCAAAAGUUCACUUCAAACAGCUGGGUCUUCUAGUUUCGUUCCGUGUAUGGUGUCGCUCGCGCCGCUGCACUGGAGGAAAGGUGGAAAAUGCCGGCGCGGAAGGAUACACAUGCUUUAUGUGUUUAUUUUAUUAUGGUUUUAUUGGUCUAAUGUCACAAGGCUUUAUGUCUUGAUGGCAAGAAGCCCCGUAGUUCAGAAAUUGCAGUAACUUAUAUUAAAUUCAGGAUUAAUUUUUGUUGCGCCGUGGAGAUGUUUUUGUGCUCUGAGAUCAGCAGUGCCAAAUUGCGCACACACGCAGCUUUAAGUUGUGAAAUUAUUCAUCUUGCUGUCAAUUUGUAACAUCAUGAAAUCCUGGCAUUUGAAUAGGGGUGUGGAGACUUUUUAAAUCCAGUUGCAGUCUAUAGAUGCCAUCACUGUCCUCGGAUGUCUUGUUCUGCAAACUUGAUACCUCACCCAUAAUGUCUUCCCUGAUGACUCCACUCAUGAACGUGGAUCGAAGAGUCCACUCUAGCCUUCCACUGUAGACACUUGUAUUCGCUUUGUGAGUGUCGGUGUAAUGUUCACGAGGGCCUGUUUUCCUUCUAUCACAGUGCCUCCAAUGUUGAUGAAGUUUGGAAGUUGUGUCUUCUAUUUUUUUUCUUUUCCAGUAUUCUGUCGAGUAUCUUCCAUAUCGCCUUGAUGGUGCUCUUAUUCUGCUCCAGCUUACUACUGUAAUAGUCCUUAUUCGCCCUCUUAAUUAUAGCCGUCACUUUUUCUUGUAUGUGUUAUAUUUCUUUUCUGGGGCCUGAACGAUUUUUGCGAUUCAAGUCAACAUUGCGGUGCAAUAUAUUGCGAUUUUAGAAUCGCAAAGGCUGCACUUUUGAGAGCAAAACUGUGCCGCCGAGCUGAGGUGUGCUUUCCCAGACCGAUGUAGAACAUUGACAACCAGUCAUGAGCUGUUCUCUGCACUGUCUGAUGCAUGUGUACUUCCUUGCCCGUGGAGCCAAGUACAAAGCGUCACCAGCUCCAUCGUUGCAGUGACAGUUAAGUAUAUUUGAUCUCCUUUGCUUGCCUCCUUUGCUCUUACUGACUCCCUGCCAGAGUGAUUCAUGGUACUAUACAAAUGCGGAACACAGUCUAGAACCUCACAGUUUUGCCCCUCAACACAUGGACCAGGGUAGUGUUCAUAUUAUUUAUUUUUCAUGUACAGCUGUGUUUUGCUCCUUUCUCUGAUUUUACUUGAGCAAAUGAUAGUCAUAGUACCUUCCACUAUCAGUGCACAGUAAUAAAAGGUAUUUCUUUUUAUGGUUCGAUAGUUCAAUAAAGAUAUGUUAUUCAUAUAAAUGUAUGCAUUGUGUUGGCAAAAAUAGAAUAAUUGAAACCUGGAUCAGUUUAAGCAAAGUAGGAAAUGCAUUUAAAACAAUUGGAGAGCAGUCAUCUGUGUGCACAGAAUCCAGUGAGGCUCUGGCUUCUCAGAGCUCAGAACACAGGUAUAAAACAAAGAUACCACAAUUCAUUGAUGUCACGUUGUUGUCACAGUUAGCAUCAGUGUUGUUGACAUUGCUAGCGCUGGCUAGCGUCAAUUCCUUCACCUUCCACUCAUGCCACUAUUGUCCUUGUCCAUUUUUGCUCCCACCUUGAGGUUUACUUGUGGUUUAUACAACUCACUCUCCCAUUUGUUGUUGGUAAUUACCACUGAAUGAUCGUGAAGGCAGUGGAGCUCCCUGCUUGCUUGGCCCUUCAGUUCGAUGAUCGAAGAGAUUGUUGCAGGCCACGAUGGAAAUCUUUGUUAACAGGAAUCGUGGAAGUUUGUUUUUUUUCAUACACAUUUUUACAGCAUCUGAACACUUUAUAAUCAUUCAUGUCUUGUUUGUUUGGAAACUAUAUUAAAACAAAAAUAUAUAUUCCCCUCAUCAUUUUCCAUUUUCCUACACAUUUGAAAAUGCUUCAGGAAGCCAAUAUGGACGCGGGUGAAGAGCUGCAUGCGGAUACACUGGUUGCCGACCCCUGUCCAAGACCCUUUGUCUUGAGAUGAGUUCUGAGUCGUCAUAUACUUAGCAAAUUCCAUUAGAUCUUCCAUAUUAUGGGAAGAAUAGAGACAUUCAUAUGUCAUCUAAUAUCUUUCUAUAUCUAAAUGGUCGCACUGAUCUUCUGUGCCAGAGUAGUUCUAGAGAGAUGUAGAUGCACUGUCUCAAAAAAUAAAUAUAGAUUUAAAAAAUGUAUUAUUAUUAUUAUUGUUAAUACUAUUCAUAAAAUGACAAUAAUUACAAUAUUUCACUUUGCAGCAUUCCUCCGGAAGUGGACUCGGUAUGAAGAAAUAUACCAAAAUUGAAGGAAAAGGCAGCCACCAUAAAUGUGCUAAAGUGUGCAUGUUUGGUGUGGUCGUCUUUUUCCUUGUUCUCCUGUCACGUAUGUUGGACAACAAGGGUCAAACGAAACCUCCACCUCCACUGGCCAUGAAUGCAAUGAAGAAAGCUGGCCACAACAUUGUUGCCCAAACUAGUCAAGCUGUUCCUCCUAAAGACGUCGCUUACUGCAGAGUGCAGCCUCAUUCCCUUCAGGAUGCUGUGGAAGAGCGCCACCUACUGGAAUCCAAUGUUUGGCCCCAGACUCCAUCUGUACCAGAGAAUUUUUCGCUUAGCGAAACCAGCAACCCUCGAGGCAGCAACUUUAUCAUUCUACCCAAAGACGUUCAGCAGCAGUGGCACGUUGGCGAUGACCUUAAAGUUCUGAUUAAAAUGAAGGACUUCAAGGGAAAUCUGAAAAAAACUGGAGGAGACUUCAUCACUGCCCGACUCCACAACCAAGCACUACAAGCUGGAGUCACUGGAAAGGUUGUUGAUCAUCUGAACGGCUCCUACUCUGCUGUGUUUCCCUUACUCUGGAAGGGAAUGGCAGAGGUUGAGGUGACUUUAAUUCACACCAGUGAAGCCAUUACAGUGCUGCGCAGAAUAACCCAAGAGCGUCCAGACAGAAUCAAAUUCAUGAGCAUCUUUCGCCAAGGAAAAAAGACAGAAAUGAGCACGUGUAAUAUCUGUCUGCGUGCCACAAAGGAGCCCAUAUGUAACUACACUGACAUCAAAACAGGAGACCCAUGGUUCUGCUACAAACCAAAGACUUUGGACUGUGACACAAGAACCACACACACCAUGUAUAGGUUUACUCCUGAAUUUGGGCCCUACACAAAGCUCUUUCAGAGCAAAGUCAACAUGAAAGUUUUUAUUCCUCCAUCCGGUGCUGCCAGAGUUUCGGUAUUGCCAAAAGAAAUACGUGUGUACAACAGUCCAAAGAUCAGCCAGCCUGGUUACUACUACCAGGGUGUGUGGAGAACCUUGAGUGGGCCGCCGGUUCAGCAGUUUAACACUCCCACAGACAUCGGUCGAUGUUUGCAAAACAAAAUGCUGUUCCUGUAUGGAGACUCCACAGUCAGACAGUGGUAUGAAUAUUUAACGGCGACAAUAAAAGAUCUCAAACCGUUCAACAUCAACAGCAUGGCAAAGGUUGGACCUUAUAUGGCUGUUGAUUAUCAAAGAAACACAAUCGUGAGAUUCCAGAUCCAUAGCAUCCCUCUUGUACACGGCCCGCCUCCGGUUCCUGUGGCUGAGCUUCGCUAUAUCGCCAAUGAACUGGACACCUUGGUUGGAGGAGCCAACACCGUUGUGGUUAUUGGAGUUUGGGCUCACUUUGGCCCAUUCCCAACGGAGUUUUAUAUUCGACGGUUGCAGAGCAUCCGAAGGUCUGUGGUCCGACUGCUGAACAGAGCUCCAGACACCCUGGUUGUUGUCCGGACUUCAAAUCUGAGGUAUUUGACGACUACCAUCGCAUGGACCAACAGUGACUUUGCUACAGUGGAGCGGGACAAGAUCCUCAGGGCUGUGUUCAAAGGUGUGAAUGUCCGCUGGGUGGAUGCCUGGGAUAUGACCUUGGCCCAUUAUCUUCCACAUGAACUUCACCCCAAGCCCCCCAUCAUCAGGAAUAUGGUGAAUGUCCUCCUGUCCUACAUCUGCCCUGGACACUAGGGUGAAGCAAAUCAGUCUGUUUGUGUUGACGGUGAAGCAAUAUUGUCACAUGGCCAAACAAACGUCAAGAAAAGAUGUGGAAGGAGGUCACACGAAUGUUAUUCCCUUUUUGGGACAUGUACCCGUGACAGAUGGCUUAGUCGACCGGGGAUGGUCCCAUCUGUGUAUAUUGUGACAAAACUAAACAAACACCAAGGCUCAGCCUAUCGAUGAAACAUUAUUAAACACUGUGUGAGUGGGUUUAUGGUAGCACAAGGUGAAAUUUAAAGAUCAAUGUUUAAUUAUUGCAAUUAUUAAUAGUUUAAUAAACGGUAUAAUUGUCUUUUCUUCCUGCGGCAAUAAAACUGUACAAUUCAUCCCUGAAAAAACUACAGUGACGGAUUCUUUGGCCCUUUUUUUCUGUUCACUCUGUCCUUGAAUCUGCUUUUUCUUGCACAUUGUUUUGAAGCUUUUUUUUGUAUAGCUUUUUGCACUUUAUAAUAUUAUUACUUUCUAUUUUAUUAUGAUAUGUUGUGUACAGAGCCUGUUAGUCAGUCUCGUAAUCAUUUACUUUGUCAACAGUGCAGCUGAGAACCUUGGACUUAUUGUAUCUAAUGGCUUGCUUGACUCCUCCCUGUCGAGUGACAACAUACAGUGACCCAGCAAGCCUUCAACGUCCUCAGCAGAUGAAAUUUGGGAGAAGAACCAGAGUUUUUCCACUCUUCAGAGUUUGUCAAAUAUCUAUCUCAGCCGGGUUUAAAUGGUGUCACCAUUGUUUUUAAAAGUACGACCACGAUACGUUCGAUACUUGUGGAUUUAAGUUGGAUUUGGUUUUGUACAUCACUCUCCUCUUGUGGUGUUCUUUUUUUUCGCUCUGUCCUCUGCUUUGGGUGCUCGUUUAGAUGUUUCUUUUUGCACAAAACUCUCUCUGUAUGCUUUGAAAUAUUUACCGAACAUAACAAAAUGUGCAUUAGCCCUGCCCAUUGAAAAUGCUUGUUUCCGGUGAACAGAGUCAGCAUAGUGAGGAGGUGGGCGGGUUUAGACCUGCGCUGAGUGACUCACAUCUGACGCCUGUCAACAUUUUCACUUCCAAAGCACAAAAUAUUGUAAUAUGGUCCUUGUGGCAGUUGCUGUCAUUUUUUUUUAUGGAAAACAGAAUUGUGAUUGCAAUGAGUUCAAUGAGUUAACUCAGAUAUUACCCCUGAAUUUACAGGUUUGUGCUGCGCCUUUAUUACAACACCGGGCCAGAUCCGCUUCACUUGUAUCAACGACUGCAGUUACAUGACGGUGCAGAAAAACAAAUUACUGCUUAAGUAUUGCUACUGGAGAGAAAUUCACAUUUCUCUUAGUCGGACUGCACAACCUGGAUAAUGCGGUUAAUAGCUUGACUAAGAUAGCAUGUAGCUGAGUAUGUCAUGUCCCCUCCUGUUUGGCUUUUAUUUUGUAUGGACACUUCCCCGUUUCCUGUGUGUGCUUUGUCUUGACAGGUCGGGCACGAGUGGCAGCUGCACCUCAUUUCCCCUGAUUUUCCACAGCUUCUUAAGGAGUAGCUGGAUGACAGUGCAGCGCCAGGUCGUGAACGUUUUCCAUGUGCGGUAUGCUGGACUUUUCAUUAUUCGGAUCUCUACUUUUCCUCCUGGACUGCCUUGCGCCUGAGUAUUUUUGUUAGUUUUAUCCUGACUUUGAUUUCUCA